Messenger RNA from Saxophila tyrrhenica, 1962 nucleotides. RefSeq lists its product as uncharacterized. Gene Ontology annotation, biological process: positive regulation of proteasomal ubiquitin-dependent protein catabolic process; protein polyubiquitination; ubiquitin-dependent protein catabolic process. Gene Ontology annotation, cellular component: ubiquitin ligase complex; cytoplasm. Gene Ontology annotation, molecular function: ubiquitin conjugating enzyme binding; zinc ion binding; ubiquitin protein ligase activity. The coding region runs from base 1 to 1962 and encodes 653 amino acids. The transcript has a single exon. The record is from RefSeq and is a predicted model, not a curated record. Lineage: Eukaryota; Fungi; Ascomycota; Dothideomycetes; Mycosphaerellales; Extremaceae.
AUGGUGACGAGCAGCUUCUGGGGCAGUCGCAGCAGGCAUGCAACCAAGAGUAGACGACCGCAUUAUGGUGGCUCGAGCAGCGUGGAACGUCCCAAGAGACGAGUGGAUGCGACAGACGAGCCCAAGAACACCCCCGACGAGGAUGAACUCCGCAAGAGAAGGCUGGCAUACUACGCUGCCACUCCACUCGAACGAAGAAGGAUCAACGAAGCGGCAAAGCCGAAGGCUAAGCCAAGGUCCGCCGCUUCUUUGAAAGGAAAGAGCGCAUCGAUAGGCGAUGCGAGGCACAAGCGCAAGGAGCACGGGAGUAGCUCGACGUCGCGCUCCAGUAAGGCUAGUAGGGAGGAGAGCGAACCGCGCGAUAGGACGGCUGAAUAUGUCUACGGGCCGUCGCCUCCAGAGCUUGAGCGUAUCGACGAGGAAGGUGGUAGUGAAGGGAAUGAAGCCAGCAGAUGUAAACGUCCGAGCGCAAAGCAUCACCACAGCUCCUCGAAGCGUCGCAGCGUCGGCAGCGCCGCCGAUCGUCUCGAUGAGUUGGUAAUGCCGAAUGACAGCAUCUCACAAGUGGGAUCGCAAAGCACUUCACAGCGGCGGCGCAACUCUGCGUAUGCUCGUCCAUCGCUUAAGCGCAGCAGCACAACGUCUGUCAGGGUGGAGAAGGCAAUCGAUAAACGGCUCGAGGAGAUAGCCGAGUCAUAUGAAAGCGGAAAAUCAGCCCCCUCAUCGCGGAAAGCAACCCGACCAGAGCCAACGCUGCUUGGUUCUGUCUUUCGUCGACACUCAACCACAUCCGUCCUGCAAGCUCCUCGCCUGGUGGAGUGCUUGACGUGCGGGUCUGACGAUGUCCCUUCGAACAAGUCUGCCAAAUUGGCUUGCGACCAUCGCAUGUGCCACGAUUGCCUGAAGAGACUGUUCGAACUGUCGGUCAAGGAUCCAGCGCAUAUGCCUCCAAAGUGCUGUACUGACCAGCACAUACCCCUGAAUCACGUUGACAAGCUGUUCGACAUCAAGUUCAAGACCAUGUGGAAUCGCAAGUUUCAGGAAUACCACACAAAGAACCGACUGUACUGCCCAAAGCCUAGAUGCGGCCACUGGAUCAAGCCUUCCCACAUUCACACAUCUCGAGGACGCAAAUUCGCUACCUGUCCGAAGUGUAAGACAGAAGUAUGUGCGCUUUGCAACAACAAGAUGCACAAAUCAAGCGACUGCCCCAAGGAUCCUGAAAUCGCAGAGAUCAUCGAGCAAGCGAAGAAAGAGGGCUGGCAGCGCUGCUACAGCUGCAACGCAAUGGUAGAGAGGAAGGAAGGCUGCAAUCACAUGACGUGUCGAUGCAUGGCCGAGUUCUGCAUUGUGUGUGGAUUGAAGUGGAAGUCAUGCAACUGUCCGUGGUUCAACUACAGCAGCCUGCCAAAUCCAGACCGGCUGAACGAUAUGAGAAUACCCGAGCCGGUGCAGGUCAUGUAUCGGCGGGUCUUUGCGGCGGCAGGUGAGCCCUUACCACCUCGUCCACCUCGUGAUCGACCCCGGAAUGGGCCAUUGCCAGAGGUGACAUAUCAGCGCGAGAUGGAUGAACGACGGCGACAAGAGCGUCUCGACGCUGACUUGGCUCGUCGACUGCAGCUGGCAUCUUUGAUGGAGCCCGAGGAUGAGCUUCGCCCGCGCCGACGCGGUGAACAGGAAGCAUGGGGUCUGGGUAAUGCUGCUCGACACUUUCUGAACGACGACUUUGUUCAGAAUGCCGCGAAUGUAGUGAUGAAUGCUUUCGGGGAUGCCAACAUGGGGCGGAGAGGCGAACGAGCCUCUGGACGAAGACGACCACCGAGAUCAGGAGGUCAAAACGAUGGCGAGCCCGGCCUUCCGAACGACUUCCUCGGUGAUGCGAGCGUCCUCGGUGUCGGACCUUCUACACGCUUGCCACGAAGUGCAGAGCGUCCGGCGGAACGACCUGUGUAUUACGAAUGA